This is a messenger RNA of Lethenteron reissneri (Far Eastern brook lamprey), 4002 nucleotides long. RefSeq names its product component of oligomeric golgi complex 4 (gene COG4). The record is from RefSeq and is a predicted model, not a curated record. Gene Ontology annotation, cellular component: COG complex. Lineage: Eukaryota; Metazoa; Chordata; Hyperoartia; Petromyzontiformes; Petromyzontidae. Gene Ontology annotation, biological process: Golgi organization; retrograde vesicle-mediated transport, Golgi to endoplasmic reticulum.
UGGCCUGCGCGGUGACGUCACCACGCAAGGAAGCGCGAUGGCGGCGGCCUCUGCUUCCACGUCGCACCGCGACCGGGCCGCCUUCACCUCCUCAUCCUCCGCGCUGUCGUGGGAGGCGAUGCGCGGCCUGGCCGAGCUCGGGCAACUGCAGCGCGACUACGAGCGCCUGUGUCGCGACGAGGAAGAAGUCACAGCUGAACUGGACUCAUUGCUGGAGAAGCAGAGUGGAUUGGAGUCAAAAAUGGGCUCUCUGCAUCGCAUGCGACCAAACUUGCAGCUGAUUGAAGGGGAUGCCUCUCAGCUCGCUGGAAUGAUCAACUUUACCUGCAACCUGGCCGAGAACAUCAGCAGCAAAGUCCGCCAGCUGGACCUGGCCAAGACGCGCGUGUACCAGGCGAUCCAGCGCGUGGACGAUAUCCUGGACCUGGCACUGUGCACCGACGGGGUGCAGGCCGCUCUCAACAGCGAGGACUACGAGACGGCCGCGGGCCACGUUCACCGCUUCCUCUCGCUGGACAAGUCCGUGCUAGAAAUGAGUCGCGACGGCAGGGACGGUGGGAUGGCGGACACGAACCUCGGCCUGCUGCAAGACGCCGAGAAGAAACUGAAGGCCAUCGUGGUGGUGCGGUUUGACGCGGCCAUAAAGGAGGGAAACCUUCCGCAAGUGGAGCGCUUCUUCAAGAUCUUCCCCCUGCUGGGCCUUCACGACGAAGGCCUCAGCAAGUUUGCGCAGUACCUCUGUGCCCAGGUCGCCAUCAAGGCGGAGGAGAACCUGCAGCUCGCCAUGACCACGGAUGUGGGCGAUAAGCGAGCUGGCGUCAUUUUUGCAGACACCCUCACCCUGCUCUUUGAAGGAAUCGCUCGCAUAGUGGAAACGCACCAGCCCAUCGUGGAGACGUUCUACGGGCCCGGCCGCCUGUUUGUCCUGCUCAAGCACCUGCAGGGGGAGUGUGACCGGCAGGUGCAGCGCGUCGUCGACAGAUUCACGGAGCAUCGUCACUACGAGCAGAAGUUGAAGCGCGUGGAGGGCAGCUUGCUGAGAGGCUCCCAGCUGGAGAGGAUCGCGCCGAGGGAGCUGGACACGAUCCUGGGAGAGAUGAGCGUGAUGAACGCUCGCGCCGAGCUCUACCUGCGUUUCGUGCGGCGCCGCGUGCUCGCCGACCUGGAGGUGUGCGACGCCGACGCCAGCGAGGAAAUGCGCAACGGGCACCUGUCUGCGCUGGAGAAGCUGAUAAACAACUGCGUGCUGAGCCGCAGCAUGCAGGAGCUCAUGUGCUCCUACAUCACCAUGGAGGAGUACUUCAUGCGAGAGACCGUCAAUAAGGCUGUGGCGAUGGACACGGUGGAGAAAGGGCAGCUCACGUCCAGCGUGGUGGACGACGUGUUCUACAUCGUCAAGAAGUGCAUUGGACGAGCCAUGGCCAGCUCCAACAUUGACUGCCUGUGUGCCAUGAUCAAUCACGCGACCACACUGCUCGAUGAGGACUUCCGGGAGGUGCUCAACACGAAGCUGCGCGUGGGCUUCCCAGCGACGACGCUGCAGGACAUCCAGCGCGGCGUCAGCAGCGCCGUGAGCCUCAUGCAGAGCAGCCUGCAGCAGGGCAAGUUCGAGGCGCGCGGCAUUGAGAGCACCGAGGAGGCAAAGCAGUCAUUCCUGGUGACACUGAACAACACGGAGGUGUGCAGCGACAACAUUCAGACCCUCAAGAAGACGCUGGAGGCUGACUGCCAGAUGUUGCUUAAUCAAGGCACCAAGAGUGAGCAGUCCCGUGCCAAAGUGGACAGCUGUCUCUCAGACCUGGUGUCUGUCUCCAACCAUUUCAAGGACCUCUUGCAGGAGGGUUUGGCAGAGCUGAACAACGCAGCCAUCAUGCCGCAAGUGAAGCCUUGGAUGAACGACUUCCUGCUCGUCUCGCACAACAUCGAGGAGGAGGAAUUCAAUGACUACGAGGCCAACGACCCCUGGGCUCAGAAGUUCAUCGUUAAUUUCGAGCAGCUGAUGGCAGAGUUCAAGGCGGCCGUGUCGCCCUCCAUAUACGACAGCCUCAUUGGGCUCGCGACGGGCCUCAUCAGCCAGGAGAUGGAGCGCUGCGUGCAUAAAACCACAUUCAGCCGGCUGGGAGGACUGCAGUUUGACAAGGAGCUGAGGGCACUGGUGGCCUACCUCACCUCCAUCACGACCUGGACCAUCCGUGACAAGUUUGCUCGGCUCACACAGAUGGCCACCAUCCUCAACCUGGAGCGGGUGACGGAAAUCCUGGACUACUGGGGUCCCAACUCGGGGCCACUAACGUGGCGGCUCACGCCCGCUGAGGUGCGCCGCGCCCUGUCGCUGCGCGCCGACUUCCGCAGCGAGGACAUCAAGCGACUGCGCCUCUGAGCGAGCGGCGGGCCAAGACCUGACGAAUGUUACCUCGAGAGCUCGUCACAAGCACACAGAAAUAGUGCAUCACACACAGCAAUAGCACACCACACACACACAGCAAUAGCGCAUGCACACUCGGUGCACAAAAGCACGCCACAUCAUGGCAGUCCACAGGGCAUUGGUCACCUAGUGCGGUGCACAAUAGCACCCCGACAUGUUGCAUUACGUGACACUACACAACCACAGAAUUUCAGCUCUGAAGUUCUAUAUUUCUUUUGUUAUUAUAUUUGUUUACCCAGGAAAGCCUCACUGAGUCUCAAGACUCUUAUUCUGCCGGGUCCUACAAAUUUUUUUGUUGCAUUAGGGGGUGAUGAUUGCUAUGUAUAUUCCAAACAAGUAAUUUGCGGCUCUUUUUUUCCGAAUUUGUAACAUUUCGACCAAGCCGCCAACACACGAUGGCCCACUUGUUUCAAAUGAUGUCAGGGGAUCUUAAAUGUCCACUGUGAAGGGGACAAGGCGCAUAUUUAUUGGUGAAAAUUCACUUAAUGCAUAAAAAUGCAUUCAUCCAACAUGAUGUGCACUACAUAAAAAUUUUGUUGCAGUCGCAGAGAAAAGUUGUGGCAACAGCUUUUCACUCACAAUGCAAUUACCCUACUGCACGAAUCGAGAUCCGUCCGCAAGGGGGGAGAAAUUGUCCUCGGGUUAUUUUAUAACUCUGCCCAUGGUCUUUGUAAUCUCAGUAAAGUUCAAAUCAGUGUUUGUCGCUUUCAAAGAAGAUAACCAAAUCCUCAAAUGCAUUCAACGUUGAAGAAAUUAUCGUGUACUGUGUUUUCGUUAGCACAGUGUAACAAGAUUUCAUGCUUUGGUUUAUGCCAUUUGGGGAAAGGGUUGACAGAAAUUUCGCAACAACAUCCAUUCAUAUAAGAUUUUUUUUUGCACAGGUCCAGAUGAUUAACUGUAAUUUUCUUAGUCCCGUACAAAGUAAUAUUGUUUCAUCUUCUUGGUUCUUUCGGUAAAGUCAUGUAGAAUGGAAAUAAUAAAAUAAAAAAAUUCUUAUUUUAUUUUUAUUAUUUUAUUAUUUCCAUUCUACGUGACUUUACCGAAAGAACCAAGAAGAUGAAUCCCUGCAUUCACGAAAGCUUUAAGUCGAAAUUUAAUAUUGUGUUUUUUUACAGGUCAGGUGUAGCAAAUUAGGUUAAGCAGAAGUCAGGAUUCUCGAGUUCCAGAGGUGGGAGGGUGAUCUGGAGAGAGUGGGGGUGACUGGCGUUCAAAAGAGGUGGAUGUGAGGAAGAGGAGAAAUCGAAGAGGUAUAGAGGAUGAGUGGAGUUAGGGUGGGGCAUACGUGUGUACAAGAGGGUGAGAGAGCGGGGAGAGCGUGAGAGCAGAGUGGCGCGAGGGCGAAGAGGAGGCAGAGAUCACAACAGGAGUUCGACACGGACGGGUUGCAGAGUUGGUGACGCGGCGGUUGAGGAAACACGUGCUGUACAAACUCUGCACUCGGGGCUGAAAAAAAAGGUGUAACGAACCUCGCAGUGAUGGGAAGCGUGCAUUUAGUUCUUUAUUUGUUCCUCCGAUUGUACAUACGUGAGUGUGUACAUAAAUUCCUGAAUAAAGGUGACGGCUGACAAAGAGUUUUA